AUGUCGUUUGUUCUUACAAAGAUCACGCAGCUCUUGAUUCGAUCGUAUUCGCUACUCACCAUUAACAUACUGGGCCAUACUGAACGAAUACGAUCGAAUCAAGAGCUGCGUGAUUCGUAUCAGAAUGUUAAUGUCUACUGUGCAUUAGAGGUGGGAUUUCAGUUCAAAGUAUUGCACGAUUCCAUACUGAACAUUGAGCCUAGAGCUGUAGAAAUAUACAGAAGCCAGCAGGGUAAUCGAAAAGAUGAAAGCAGCGAUGUUGAAGGUUUGAUAGAAGAUCCAUUAUUUCAUAAGUGCGUUCGAGAAUGUCUGAAAGAGAACAUAUUACAUCAUAUUCAAAUUGUAAGGUACUUCAAUCUUUUCCAAAACGUGACGUCACCUAUUCUUGGUGUUUCGAUAGGAGUAAGCAUGAUAUUUCUUGCAUCUCUGUCACUAGUUCUUACAAAGAUCCAGAUAUUCUCAUUUGACGCAGUAAAAUUCACAUUCUUUUUCUUUCUGGAACUUUGCUUUGCUUUUGGCUAUUGUUUCAUGGGAACCUCUCUAACUGAAGCAAGUAAGCAGAUUCCAAACGCUCUUUACAACUGCCCAUGGUUCAAGCUGCUGAGGAAUGAGGAAAAGAAAAUUUUACUGAUAUUUGAAAUGAAUACAGAAAAUAGCUUGGUCCUCAAAGGAAAUGGACUAUUUGUAAUCGAUCUACAAUUAUUCGUACAGAUUGCGCGAACGACUUACUCAAUAUUCAACAUCUUCUCUUCAAGAGAGAAAUAA
Molecule: messenger RNA, 765 nt
Organism: Nilaparvata lugens (brown planthopper)
Lineage: Eukaryota; Metazoa; Arthropoda; Insecta; Hemiptera; Delphacidae
Exons: 7
Coding region: 1-765 (254 amino acids)
Biological process (GO): detection of chemical stimulus involved in sensory perception of smell; sensory perception of smell
Cellular component (GO): plasma membrane
Molecular function (GO): olfactory receptor activity; odorant binding
Source: RefSeq, a predicted model, not a curated record